This is a messenger RNA of Oldenlandia corymbosa var. corymbosa, 507 nucleotides long. NCBI's taxonomy places the organism in Eukaryota, Viridiplantae, Streptophyta, Magnoliopsida, Gentianales, Rubiaceae. The record is from the annotation of a GenBank genome assembly.
AUGGCGCCAAAUCUGUCACUCUCAUCGACCAUCAAAUUAAGUGUAAUUUUGAUGCUGGCAAUGUUUUCCUUCACCACCGCAAGGGAAAUAAAGCUGCCGGCUUUGUUCUUCCAAAAUGAUCCGGCUACACGUAUUUUGGUCGCAGGGCCAAGAGACUAUCGGUUUGGGACAAUUAAUAUCCUUGAUAACCGGAUAACUGCCGGAAAAAGCCGAUUUUCACGUGAAAUCGGCCGCGUGCAAGGAGCCAACAUAACCUCGUCGCUAGACGGGCGAAAAGCAGUGAUAGAGGUUUCGAUUAUUUUCACCAGCGGAAAGUACAAUGGCAGUACCUUGGAACUUCAAGGGCAAGCCUCGCCACGUGCCGAUGUUAGAGAAUAUGCCGUAACUGGUGGAACCGGUAAGUUCCGUUUCGCUGUUGGGUACGCAGUCUUUGAGACGGUAGCUCGGGAUGCUCAGUAUUCGGUCGACAGGGGUGAUAUCACGGUUCGAUUUGUUGAAAAUUUGUAA